CUGGUCUUCCAACACCGCCCCCCCUGCAUAAUAUUCCGCCCGCAGAACAUAAACCCCCUCACGCUGUCACGGCCGAACGGACGCAAUGGCCACCGAGAUGCUCGUCUCCUCCUUACCCAUUUAGCCGCAACUCGGCAUCUCCUCUCGCUCUCCACACCCCACCAAACCCCAGCCAGUACAGCAUCAACCGGCAUGAUCACUCCCCUCAUCCUCCACACGCAACAAGCUCCUUGAAGAUCUUGUCCUUCUCCCAAGAAUGGAGAGGAAGGAAGCAUUGGCAGAAGCUACCCGGAAACUGCCCCGCUAUCUGACCAUCUGACCAUCCACCUUCGCCCAAUUCCUGCGUGGCUCGGCGAAGUCGCCAGGGUUUGUUGGUGCGAGCUGGUCGGAGUAUUACUAGGGCGAGCUGUUGGUGUAAGCGCUGGUUAUGAUCUCGAUGCCACCACCCCCGCACAACAUUCAAGUGCUCUAUAUCUUCUCCUUCUGUGGUUUGUUUUCCUCCAACGGCACACUUUGUCUCAUUGUCUCAAGUGUUGGCCGAUUGCCCAUCAUCCGCCAUACAAUAUGGAAGAACCCAAGACCGGUCUCGUCCUGGGCUACAAUGGCGUUCAUCCCUUCUCCAAAGUGAAGCUCACUGAUAGGGCAUCGGUCCAGGAGCUCCUUCGGGCCCUCCUUGAUCCUCUUGAGCCCUUCUUCUCCCCCCAGAAAGCUCGCGUCAAGUGUCCUGGCGGCACUGCCGUCAGGUUCGACCAGGCCGCCUCCGAAGUCGAAGGCAUCCUCCGCCCCAUCUGGGGCCUGGCCGCCCUUCUGGCCGGUGGCGGAGAGUAUCGCGGAACCGAAUGGUGGAUCCAGGGUAUCAAGUCCGGCACCGACCCAGAGAACCCCGAGUACUGGGGCUUCCCGAGGGACAAUGACCAGCGCAUGGUUGAGAUGUGCCCCCUUGGCUUCUCUCUUGCCGUCGCGCCCGCUAUCUGGGAAAGCCUGUCCGAGAAAGAGCGCGUCAACGUCGAAAACUGGCUGGGCAAUUCAAUCAACGAGAAGAACAUGCCAAACACCAAUUGGCUCUGGUUCCGAGUCUUUGCCAACCUGGGCUUGAAGAAGAACGGUGGAAAGUUCUCGCAGGAACGGCUCGACGCGGACAUCAAGCACCUCGACACCUUCUACCGAGGCGGCGGCUGGUCCAAUGACGGGCCGGAGGGCAUCCACCAGAUGGACUACUACUCGUCCAGCUUCGCUAUUCAAUUCCUCCAACUCCUGUACGCGAAGCUCGCCGGCGACGAUGAGCCCGAGCGGGCUAAGGAAUUUCGCAAGCGCGCCCAGAUGGUGGCACUCGACCUCGCACACUACUUCGACGAGGAGGGUCGAGCCAUCCCCUUCGGCCGCAGUGUCGGAUAUCGCUUCGCCAUGGUGUCUUUCUGGGGAGCCCUCGCCUAUGCCGGCGUCGAACUCCCGGAGCCUUUGACGUGGGGGAUGGUGAAGGGCAUCGUGAUGCGCCAUCUGCGGUGGUGGCAGACGCAGCACGGCAUGUGGAGCCCAAGCGGAACACUUUCGGUUGGGUACUCUUACCCGUGCAUGUAUAUGGCGGAGAACUACAACAGUCCCGGAAGCCCGUACUGGGCCUGCCUUGCCUUCAUCUGCCUCGCGGUCCCCGAAGACCAUCCUUUCUGGACUUCGGGGGAGGAGCAGACGUGGGAUGUCAUCCCCAAAAUCAAACCUCUCGAACAGCCGGGCCACAUCAUGAGCAAUAUUGGUGGCCACUGCAUGCUUCUCUCGUCCGGCCAAGCUUGCAGCUACCCGAUGAAGGGCACCCACGCCAAGUAUGGCGGGUUCGCCUACUCCAGCGCCUACGCCUACUCGGUCCCUCCGGGGCUGUUCUCCCUUGAGCAGUACGCCCUGGCUUCGCAGCUGGGUCUGUCCGACGAUGGCGGCGAAUACUGGAAGGCCCGACGGCUCUCGCAGUACGCCGGCAUCGAAAGCAGGGACGGCAAGCCGGUGCUCGUCUCGGUGUGGAAGCCGUUUGUGGACGUCGAGAUCAAGACGAUCUUGGUCCCUCCGGAAGAGUCGACGCCGAACUGGCACCUUCGAAUCCACCACAUCAAGGCGGGACGGGAGGUCAUGACGGCAGACGGCUCGUUUGCCAUCGCCAACGAGAACUCGACAAACGGCCGAUACCUCGACCUCUACGACGCAGACAAAGGAGAAGGCACGUCGCCAAAGAUCAUCGGGAACUACGACACCAAUACGCCCGAGGGGUUGGCAAAGGGCAGCGAGGGGUCAUUCGCUGUAUCCAAGGGCGCCGUAGGCAUCAAGGCCUUGGAGGGCUCGAUCGAGCGGACGGCCAACCUCGUCAACGCGGACCCCAACUCGAACCUGGUCGAGAACCGCACGACGAUCCCGACGCUCCAGCACACGAUCAGCAAGGGAGAUUCAGUCUGGUACAUCACGGGCAUCUACGCCAAGCCUGGAGGCGAGGGCAUCCCCAGGCAGAGCUACCUGGACGGCUGGGAGAGGCCACCUGCAGUCCCUUCUUGGCUCGAGACAGAGAUGGCUGCGUCCUGAAGGACUUGCCUUCUUAUUGCUGGGACGGCCUGCGCAGGCCCUCCCGAGUGGCGCUUGCGCCGCCGCCGCGGUGACUCUGGGGGUGUGUCCCGGCCGCUUGUGGGGUUGAGGAUUUUCCACGAAUGCGGGGAGGCCUAGCAAGCCACCGUUGUGGAAGUCGAGUUCUCUCAACGAUCGGCAUCGGGCGUGUUUGCUGCGCUGUUUCGACAAAGCAAUAAUAGCUGUUUGUUCGUGUUCGCCUCGAGGAUAAGUUUAUACUGAUGGUGUACGGUAUAGAAGAAGAACCGGACAAGAUAUUCCUAUCCUAAUUUAUCCACGCCGUUUGCGUGUCAAUGGAUGAAAAACAAACCUUUCAACAGAAUGAUCCUUCACACUCGCAUGCUCCUGGAAAUUUCGUGGGGAGUCUCGGUCGUUGUCUCUCUGUUAAUAAGCUUUCGCCCAAGAGAUUCCGCAAUGCUUCGCUUGAUUCCAUAUCCCAUCCGCGGUACCGGGUCCCAGCCGGAUGGCAUCGUUGCUUGGGGUCCUGCCGGCUCACAUG
This is a messenger RNA of Colletotrichum destructivum, 3097 nucleotides long. RefSeq lists its product as uncharacterized. The transcript has 4 exons. The record is from RefSeq and is a predicted model, not a curated record. NCBI's taxonomy places the organism in Eukaryota, Fungi, Ascomycota, Sordariomycetes, Glomerellales, Glomerellaceae. The coding region runs from base 565 to 2559 and encodes 664 amino acids.